CGCAUCGUUAGAAAGAGACAGACUGCUCUACGAAAGCAUGCUACCUCUUUCUAAUAUUGAACAUGUGCGGACAAAGGAAACGUUGUGAAUGCGCAGUCUAUAUAUUAUAUGUCUAUGGUAGUACCAAACUGCUCGAAACAAACAUGGUGAUCGACAUGGAGCUGCAAGAAGCUAAAGACGCGGUAUUUGAAUUGAUGAAAAAAAAGGACGAGAUCGAAUCCAAUUUACGAGCGCUAAAGGAGAUUUUGGACAAUAAUCAUGUUGGUAUGAGCGAGUCAUUGGUGGACUCCGAAGGAUAUCCCAAACAAGAUAUAGAUGUUUAUCAAGUGAGACGCACGAGGCACGAUAUAAUAUGUCUUACAAACGAUCACAAGGCAUUGAUGACAAAGAUCGAGGAAGGUUUACACAAAGUUCACGCACUAACGAAGGCGAACGAUGUACAACAGGCUAUAAAUGAUGUAACAAAUAGUCAAGAGACAGAAAUGCUAGAGCCAUUUCUCAGAGUAAAUUUAGUAUCACCUGGCUCACCGGCAGAGAAUGCGGGGCUUCAAGUGGAAGAUUUCAUAUUAGAAUUUGGAUCAAUUCGUUAUCGAAAUUUCAAAACUUUAACAGACAUUAAGAGAUUGGCAGAAAACAGCAGAUAUAAGGCAAUCAAUAUGAAAAUCAAGCGCAAGUCUGAGAUUAUAGUUUUGUCCUUAACUCCACGUCCUUGGGCUGGUGAAGGUCUUUUGGGUUGCAAUGUAAUACCUCUGGAAGCAGUUGAGAGAUAAAGCUACAUUAGAGAGCAUUAUAUACAAAAAAAACUGUAAAUGUCUUCUUGUACCUGCUUUAUUUAUCAAUAAACGUAUCGUUGCAAGUU
Messenger RNA from Harpegnathos saltator (Jerdon's jumping ant), 859 nucleotides. Its product is annotated as 26S proteasome non-ATPase regulatory subunit 9. Gene Ontology annotation, biological process: proteasome regulatory particle assembly. Lineage: Eukaryota; Metazoa; Arthropoda; Insecta; Hymenoptera; Formicidae. Gene Ontology annotation, molecular function: protein binding. The transcript is spliced from 4 exons. The record is from RefSeq and is a predicted model, not a curated record. Gene Ontology annotation, cellular component: cytoplasm; nucleus. Bases 63 to 770 code for a protein of 235 amino acids.